Austrofundulus limnaeus is the source of this 3373-nucleotide messenger RNA. It is a transcript of the gene slc16a6b, whose product is annotated as solute carrier family 16 member 6b. The transcript is spliced from 6 exons. The record is from RefSeq and is a predicted model, not a curated record. NCBI's taxonomy places the organism in Eukaryota, Metazoa, Chordata, Actinopteri, Cyprinodontiformes, Rivulidae. Bases 429 to 2078 code for a protein of 549 amino acids. Gene Ontology annotation, molecular function: monocarboxylic acid transmembrane transporter activity. Gene Ontology annotation, biological process: monocarboxylic acid transport; transmembrane transport.
GGCCGCCCCUGCGCACAAGAUCCAGUUUCUAGGGAACACGCUUGAUAGAGAUUUCCCGGAAGCUGCGCGCGGCACACGUGCGUGAGCGAGACAGCUUGACGUCAGAGAGCGUCGCGCGUUCAGGAAGCCGCGUGUCCGCGUUUGAAGACCGGCUUGAGCCGGUAAAGAGCUGUAAAAACAGGCAGGACGGGACAGAAGACAAAAGGAUGUUCAUGGGAGAAGCACGGUAGACCGGGGAGGUUUCUGCUAGGUUUAGUUUAGGCAUAAAACGGSUUAGAAGCAUCAAAAGCAGAGCUUUAAUCACAUUUCUGUUGAGCCAAAGCCUUAUCUUAUACACUUCCAAAAGAAGACAACACGACUCGGUAUCUUCCAAACUUGCCUUUUCAUCCCCGUUUUGUCCACUUUGCCGCAGGUGGCCUGUUUUAGCCAUGAGGAAUCCCAGAGUCCCACACUGUUUGGGCCCAAAGGUUUACCCGGAGGUGCCUGAGGGUGGCUGGGGCUGGCUCGUGGCUGUGGCCUUUUUCUUGGUGGAGGUCAACACGUAUGGAGUCAUCAAGACUCUGGGCAUCUUCCUCCAGGAUCUGAUGGAAGAGUUUCAGGAGAGCAACAGUCGCGUCUCCUGGGUCAUCUCUAUUUCUGUGUUCAUCUUUGCAUUUACUGCUCCUGUGGCAACAACAUUGAGCAACCGCUUUGGCUCUCGCCCAGUAGURAUGAUGGGGGGCUUCCUCAUAAGUCUUGGAAUGAUCACUUCUGCCUUCACCAGCUCCAUCACUGAGAUGUACAUCACUCUUGGCAUCGUAUCAGGACUCGGCUUCUGCCUCUCCUUCCUCCCAACGGUCACCAACUUAGCCCAGUACUUUUCCAGACGGAGAGCUCUCGUUACCUCCAUUGCUUCUUCAGGAGAAUCUUUUGCCAUAAUUGCAUUUGCACCUGCCUUCACCAGACUGAAGGAAGACAUUGGUUGGCGCUACUGUCUGGUCGUACUUGGGGUCAUUCAGGCUUCUGUGAUUGGCUGUGGCCUCCUCCUUUGUCCAAUCAACAUCCAGCCAGAGCCUGUAAAGGAGGACAACCAAUCAGACUCCGUCUCUCUGAAGCAGAUUCAGAGCGUUUAUGAACUAGAGAAUGAACAAACUCAAACCUCCAUCAGUUCAGCAAUCUCCAGAGGGUCUGGGGACUCAGGAGUCACGUCACUGUCAGGGUCUGAUGAAGACCUGAGGAACGCAGAACCAGAGGCUAAAUCUCUAGUGGAGUGGGAGAAAUCCUCAUCCAUAGACUGUCUUGAUGUGAAAGUGACAGGGGUAGAGGUGGGUCCUCGCCAGCUCUCCACCCCGAAACUCCUGGACUUCUCAGCCCUUAAAGACUAUGCCUUCAUAUGGUACUCACUCUUCGGCCUGUUUGCCACUCUGGGCUUUUUUGCACCACAGCUUUACAUCAUCGAACUAAGUAAGAGUCGAGGCGUGGAGCCCACCAUGGCCUCAUACAUGCUCUCUGUGAUGGCAGUUGCGGAAAUCUUCGGUCGCUUAUCAAUUGGAGUUGUGUUAAACAAAGUCCGCUGCAAGAAAACCUUGGUGCUUCUGGCGUGUGUGGUCCUGCUGGGCCUCGUUCUGGUGGCCUUCACUGUGGUGUGGGAGUUCUGGGGCCUGGUGGUCUGCUGUACUCUUUACGGCUUCUUAUUGGGCACCGUAGGCUCCACGCACAUUCCUCUUCUGGCCGAGGAGGAAGUGGUGGGGAUCCAGAGGAUGCCCUCAUGUGUGGGAGUCUAUGUCUUCAUCCAGAGUUUCGCUGGACUGGCUGGACCMCCACUAAGUGGUAUGUUGGUAGAUGUCACACAGAACUACGGUGCUGCUUUUUACUCAUGUGCAGCAGGCAUCGGAGUAAGUGCAGUCUGCCUGGCUAUGGUUGGCCUGGCUAAGCCCACAAUGUGCCAAAGAUGCAUCAGAAAUCAAGAUAAAAGCAAGAACGCUGACGAAGAGGAGAAAAUGUCUCAUAACAGCUACCAGCUGGACUUCUUGGAAGUAGACUUGGCUGAGGACAUUACAGUUCCACAGGUCGAUGAUCAGAACACCUCGGUUAUUUGAAUCUGACCUCAUCAAAGAUCAAACCUGGAGUUGGGCCUGAGCUGCGUGAAGCUGCAGGGUCUUUGACAUUACCUGCCGCUAGAUCCAAAUCUCAGGUGUCGUUCCCUCUGUUAAUUAUCCACCAACUUGAAAAGUCCACUUCUUCACAGGAAGAAAACCGUCUCUGCUCCGAGACCAAAGACUCAUCUUCUGWGCUGAAGCAUCGUCACGCCUGUCUGCCCAACAAUGUCACACUGUUCUAUUCCAGCAGGGUCAGAGCUAACAGAACUUCUAAUGAAGUAACUCACAGAGCACCAAAAGAAUAAGUCUGCAAUAGUUUACUGGGGUUGUGGACCCGUGGACUUGGCGACCACAACCACUUAGACUAAUGCAGAUGGUGGAUGUCAUAAACAAAAGUGGGGGUUUCAGUGUGUUUUUUGCAGACGAAAGUUUCUGAAUCUACUUUCAAAAGCCAAGUGCUGAAUUUAUUUUAACCAUGUUCUAAAAAAAAUGAAACGUUUGUGGGGAAACUGUCCACCUGCAAAAAAAUAUCUGCAACAUUUACUUAAAGCAGUGGAUCCCAAACUCUUUAUGCUUUAUAAGCCUCAACCCAAUCAGCCCCAGGCACACACAGUCUCCAACCAGACACAGCAUUGUCCAAGCAUUAUUUUGUCUCAUUCAGUGCUGCACCCCCCACUUUUGGAACUCCUGACUUGAAGAAUUAAAGCUAUUACCUUUUCCUGUGGGACGUUGACACAAGCUGAGCUAGAAAAAUAUGUUUUAAAAUCUGAUUGUUUCCUAAAUGUUAUUAAGAUGCACAUUCUUGCUGCUUGUAUUUAGCUCCAGAUGUGAUUGUACCAAAAACAAUAACGCAGCAGUUUGGUCUAUAGAUUCUGUGAUACCAGAGGAUGUUGGAUUCUGCCCCAUGUUUGGAUAAAGGCGUUGUCCUCCUAUGUGUAUUGCAGAGAUGCACAUGCCAGUCAAACUGUAAAGCAGUCACACUGCAGAUAGUGUAGUGUUUCAGUUUGUUUCGUUAAUCUGAGACAACAAACGUCAACGUGUGGAUUUAAACAUGGUCACAUGUGUGUAUGCAAACCAUGAGAGACUCAACAUGAAGUCCUGAGUUGCACCUGUAGUCACUUGAAGUCUAGAAUUUUCCAUUUUAUUUAAAUGUUUUACAUUUAAAAUGUUUUACAUUUAUUUUCUGUUUUUAUACUUUUUUAAUUAAGUGCCAGGGAGGUUCCUUUCUAUUAGGUGAUGUUGCACUUUCAUUCUGUAGUUUUUUUUUCUAUUAAAAACAUAAAGCUCCAACCCGA